UACAGAUAACAGUCAUCAUGAAUCGUGCCGGGAUUGUAACAUUAAUCUGUUGGAUAUGUAGUUUGAGCCAGGCUACUGCGAUAGGAUGGAUUUACCCAUACAAAGCAUUCUAUAAGGAGGUGAAUGAAUCGUUCUCGCUGAAAUGUACGCUAGAUAUGCGUUCGGUAGAAGCACGCGGAUUAAAUAGCAGCAAUCUAAUGUUCUACCGUGGGGAUGAGCCAGUACCCCGCGAACAAGUUAAGAUACUUAAUGCUUCGACUAUUGAGUUUACGGUCGAACGAGCGGUGCCCCAGACGAACUAUGUAUACACAUGCAAAGUCAACGAUACGAAGGGUGUUGGAAUGCGCAGUGUCUACAUAGGACACAAGCCACGACCGGUCAAGGACUUCAAGUGUCGCGCCCCGCUCUGGGAAAAGCAUAUGGAGUGCACGUUUACACCGGAUCCAAAUACGAUUGGAACAGAGUAUAACUUAGUGUUUCACUUUUCACCAUUCAUACAAAAUUUUUCCUGUAAACUGGAACUAGAUAACGAUUUAAAUCAAAGAAGAUGCAUCAUCAAUGGCGAUACGGGAUAUCGGAAUCUCAAUGAGUAUUACUUUUUCGUACUGACCGCAAAUAAUACGUUCGGCAGGUUGAGCCAAUCGUUCACGAUCAAUCAAUUCGAUGUGGUCGUUGCACAUCCUCCCGAGGACUGUGCGAUUGAAAAUAUCACGUCAGACAGUGCGAUUCUUAAAUGGAGAAAGUGGUACAGAUAUGACGGGUUUACGUUUCGAAGCUUUAUUUGCGAAAUCAAGCUAUUGUCUAUCUUCGACAAUAACGUAUGGCGCACGGUAAGCGUCGAUGGUUUGAAGCUGAACCAGCGUAACUAUACAUUGCCCUUGCGGAAUCUCCCGUACGCUGCGGCAGCGUACGACGUACGCAUCCGAAUGCGCGUAAACUCGAGCGAGGAAGGUGAGGACAUGUGGUCAAAUCAUACUAGCUGCCUGUUCGAAACGCUACCCCGCAAACCGGAUAUGCCACCGGAUGUGGCGGUUGGUGGCUUUGAAAAUUCCAACGAACAUCAUCUGUUCGUUUACUGGCGAGAGUUGGACAAUUGGCAGCACAAUGCACGCAGCGGGUUCUACUACACUGUUACUAUGAGAAUUGGACAUGAUGGAAGAAUUAUUGAACACCUGAACGCAACUACGGGAAUGAUUGAUCGGCAUCGCGUAGCAGACAUGGACUACACAUUCACAAUACGCAGUGCCAAUGGGGAGGGUAGUUCGGAACGUAGCAGUACCGUGUUUGUUCCCAGCCGUCAGCAUCGUCUUGCCAAACCUAUAAUCGACAAGCUGCUGUCCGAUUCGGGCAAGUUCACCCUGUCCUGGAAGGCUCCUUCCAGCAUUCGCUCAGCGAUCACAAGCUACACGGUGUUUUGGUGCAAUACAACUAGCAACUCACCAAACGAUUGCAACGGAUCGAUAAAUUUUACAACCGUAGCACGGGACCAAACCACUUUCGUGCUAAAUGAUGCUGGUUCAACGCUUAAUUUUGCCGUGGCGGCUAACUCUGGACGGCUCUCAUCAGGGAUGGUAUGGGCCGCAUGCACAGCGACACAUAAAACAGACAUUGGAAAGCUAAAAACUAUCUGGAUUGCGGAAAUGCUUUCGUCGUACAUUAACUUGAAAUGGAAAACCGAGUGCGGUGAUGUGGCACAUACCGGGUAUAUAAUCUACUACUGUCCGAUAUCGAGUCCGCGUACCCUUGGCUGUAAGGAACCCGAGCUAACCAUAAAUGUGACCGAUAAGAAUCAGCAUAAUAGCCGGUUGGAAAAUCUUAAACCGUACGUGACAUACAAAAUUGAAAUCGCCAUGUACUCCGAGACGCACAUUGGACCACGCAGUGAACCGCUAGUAAAUACGACGAGGGAAGCAGCUCCCUCACCACCACGAAAUUUAGUGGUCCGUAAAAUCACGAACAGCAGCAUAACACUACACUGGGAACCUCCGGAACAUAUAAAUGGUGGCAAAAUGAGCUACGAAAUUAACUACAAUGAACAUCCCCUGAAGUACAACGUGGAAGAACCGGAAGCUGAAGAGAACCAAACGCUCGAGAAUUUGGAUGCAUUUACCGAGUACAACAUUACCGUACGUGCACUAACUAUCGGAUUUUCAAAUGCCAGCGAACCAGUGCGCGUUCGCACGCUGGUAGGAAGCCCUCAAGCGAUCGGACAGCCAAGUACGAACAGUUCCAACAAUUCAAAACUUACUAUUAGUUGGAAUCCACCGGCAAAACCAUCUGGCUGUGUGGAGUUUUACGAAUUGCGAGUAAAAGCGAGGGAGAUUGUGACGUAUCAACAGCGUAGGACAGAGUGCCAGCUGCGUGAAGCGAUAUGCCAAAAUCGGGAUAGUUCCAAGUACGAAUUCCUCGUUCGUGCAGUAAACGUAGACAUUGGCGGAGCUGAAGAGGAAUCCUUUGAGCAACUAUCGUGUCAGGAUCGCUGGACCGAAUUAAAUCGCAUGUGGUCAGAUCUGAAGCGAUUUGUUGCUCACGCAGAAUGUGGAACGUACGAAGCGAUAGCGGAACGAUCGUCAGAUUAUUCAUGGCUUGAUUCACCUCCACCAAACGUAAGACUGCACUAUGGCCCAUGGUCCGAACCGUUGGCACACUGGUGCUCGAUGGAGAACAAGAACGCUGUACAACCGUUCAUGCUAAUCGGAGUGCUUAUGAUGUGUUCCGUGUUGGUGCUGUGUUAUUCGUACAUCCGAGUGAAGCAUGUAUUGCAGGUGAAGGUGAUCAUUCCGGACGGUCUGAAUGACAUAACGGGUUCUGGAAAGCCAGGCUUUAAUGCUGUGAUUGGACCAAAUGGCAUCAUUUUCACUGAGCACCAUCGUGUCGAUCACAUUAUCACAGGUAGCUCUACCAAGGAGGCAAGCUACAGUAAGGAACAGAACCAGUGUCUAUUGCCGUCUUCUUCGUCCUCGGGUGGAAGUAUAGCGGACUUAAGCGGUCACGAUCAACGAUCGUCAGCUGAUUAUUGUAGUAACAGUGGGUGCUGUGAGGAUGACAGUACAAGCUUUUAUGAUCAGGAAGCAGAACGCCAAGAUCUCCAUGGAUACAGCGACGAAACUACGGAAUCGUUGGAAAACAGUCAGGCACACGAUAGGCACCUGGGCAGCACUAGCAGUAGAUCAAAUGACGUCUUAGAGCCAUCGUUUGGGCGCAUGAACCAGGGUAAUGCAAGCUCAGCCAUGAUGUCAAUGGAAGGCAGUGGAAGUCACAACCGACCAUCGGCGAUGCCACUUACCGUCACCUCUGGAUAUGUUCCGGCCCCAGUAGUCAACACCAUCAAACAGCCUAUCAAUUCCAAUGGAUACUUGCAAAUAGGAGCACUGACCAAUGGAAGCAUGAUGGCACCAAUGGACACGAUGCAAAAAGCGAUCAAUGCCAAAAUGACAGCAGCAGUUCCAAUAUCAGGGUACGUUACACACAAGCAGCUAUCAGAUUAUGGACAACAUUUAAAAUAAAUC
Molecule: messenger RNA, 3509 nt
Organism: Anopheles maculipalpis
Lineage: Eukaryota; Metazoa; Arthropoda; Insecta; Diptera; Culicidae
Gene: dome
Product: cytokine receptor
Exons: 9
Coding region: 18-3506 (1162 amino acids)
Molecular function (GO): protein binding
Source: RefSeq, a predicted model, not a curated record